Molecule: messenger RNA, 984 nt
Organism: Paramacrobiotus metropolitanus
Lineage: Eukaryota; Metazoa; Tardigrada; Eutardigrada; Parachela; Macrobiotidae
Product: mas-related G-protein coupled receptor member B5-like
Exons: 1
Coding region: 1-984 (327 amino acids)
Biological process (GO): G protein-coupled receptor signaling pathway
Cellular component (GO): membrane
Molecular function (GO): G protein-coupled receptor activity
Source: RefSeq, a predicted model, not a curated record
AUGAAUCGCAACAUCUCCCACGACCAUAACCUUACACGCAUCGACCCGCUCGCUCUCUCACCGAACAUGCGUGCAUCCAUCAGUCAAUUCACCUGGCUGCACUGGUUGACCGUUGUCAUGUCCGUUAUCACUUUAACGGGCAACCUCAGUCUGCUGUCCAUUUUUUAUAAACUACGCGAGCUCCUUACUCCCUUCACUAUUUAUAUCAUCAGUCUUUUGUUGGCUAACAUCGCCGGCGCCCUGUUUACCUUCAAUCCGUUCAUUGCCGCCAUCAACAGUCUCCUAACCGAACAGGACUCCCCCUUCUUUUGCGCUUUUCCGCGUUUUUUCGCCGUGGCCAUCGGCCCACUGUCUCCAUUGUAUCAUAUGAGCAUCGCUCUCAACCGCCUGUGGGCGGUAACGUGGCCGUUAUCGUACCGUUCCAAACACACAAAAAGGACAGCGAUAAUUAUUUGCAUUCUCUGCUGGGCAGCGAUUACCGCCUUUGCGGUAACGGUCACCACGGUGGAUACGGUUUUGUACAGCGACGCCUUGGACAAUGUGCAGUGCAGUUAUAGUCGCGUAGUGCCUUCGGAAUUUUACUGGCUGCCGUUUCAUAACUGGGCGUUUUAUGCACUGCCGGAAAUCGUUAUUGUCAUCAGUUAUCCGUACUUUGUCAUCCGUCGACGAAAGAUUGCCGUUGGGACGCGAAAAACGGCAAAUUCUUCUGACACUGACCCAUUGCCUUUCGCCGUUGCUCACGCAGAAACCGGCAAACAUAGACACAUUGUGGAUAAAAGGUCAAGUGGGUCAUUUUUCUUGCUGUCACUCAUGACCUUUAGUGUAGCGGUCUGCUGGAGCGUGUCCAACAUCUAUUUCAUGUCGGGAACGCUGUUGGCCAAUAAUCGUGUUUUGUACUUGACCGGGCGGAUUUUCAAGAUGGCACAGGCGACCCUUGAUCCAGUUAUUUUUGCAUUCGCUCGGCCGAGAAUUCUUCGUAAAUGA